UCACACUUCCGGUUUUGGAAUGCGGAAGGAAAAAAAUACAAGGGUAAACUGCAUAUUAAGUGUUACUGUAGCGUGCCUUUUUGCUCAAAUUAGUAUAAGAAAACAGCUACAUUUGAGUUUUCAUGACUUCCCAAAAUAUAUAAAAAUAUGCGAGGAGAAAGUGCAAAAUUUCCUGUCCAGGCAGCACAUACAUAAUGUAUGUAGCUAGCGCUUCAGGCCCGAGAAGCUAUAUGUAAUAUACCAUUUUACCGCCUACGUCAUCAAAAAUAUGCGCGCGCCAUUUGGCAACGGAAGUGAAGUGUUCCAUUCAAGCCAUAAGGACAGGAAACUACACAGCGGUAAACCUUGAUUUAAGAGCGAGAUCAGCAUCAAAAUGUCCGGUUGUUGCGUGUUUGGCUGUACGAAUCGCUACUCUAACAUAAGCGGACUGAAGUUGUACCGAAUUCCGUCGGGAUCAAGGCCGUUUCAGAGAAACCGGAGACAUCUGUGGUUACAAGCCAUCAACCGUAAGGACAAAAAUUGGACUGAGGACAGGAUAAAAAAUGCUCGCGUUUGUAGCGCCCAUUUUAUAUCAGGUGAGGCGUCGCGGGACUCAGAGAGUCCUGAUUUUGUUCCUUCUGUGUUUACGUGCCCAAAGCAGAGUAAAAAACCCCAGGCAAAGAUGGAAAGUAGUGUUCAGGAAAGGAGUAUGAGAGGAAGCCGAGUUAGACUCAAGAAGGGGUCCGUGUCAUCCCGUACGUGUCUGAGUUCCGAUACUGAAGCCGCCAUGGGAGACAGACAGGAAGCUAUGCAAUGUGGGCCUGCUGCUAUUGUCAUGGACCACGAUUACUGCCGUCCACCAUCUCCUGAUAUCAUGGAUGCUACGGCUACAAGGAUAAAGGAGCUGGAGCAACAAACGAUGGAGCUGGAGAACCAAGUAAAGCAGCUAACAUUCCUCACAGACCAACCUAAGCUGAAUCGUUUCUGCUCAACUGAUGAAGAAUUCCGCUUCUUCACACAAUUUCCCUCUGAGGAAAUCUUUAAGUUGUUCUGGGAGUCUAUUGAACCAUCAGCUUUUAGGAUUAUUUACUGGACCAAGGCGCAGAGGGAAGCAUAUGAAACACCCAGUCCUCAUCACAAGCUGCUACUCAUUGAUGAAUGUUUCCUGUUUCUUUGCCGCAUUGCUGCUGGACUCAAGGAACAGGCUUUGGCAUCAAUGUUCAAGGUCAGUUUGCCAACUGUUAGCCGCGUCAUCAUAACAUGGACCAGUUACUUUUACCUUGUUUUGGGAUCCCAACCUUCAUGGAUGACUCGAAACCAGGUGCAAGCUACUAUGCCUGAAAAAUGUCGCCAGUUUUGCCCAGAGGUUCGUGUGCUGAUUGACUGCACAGAGGUCUGCUGUGAGACAGCAACAUCACUCACCCUACAAUCUGAAAGUUUCACAAAUGAUAAAAAUCACACAACUUUCAAAGGACUGCUUGGGGUUGCUCCCUGUGGGGUCAUCACAUUUGUUUCAAAGCUUUAUACCCGAUCCAUCUCAGAUCAGGAGAUGAUUCGGAGGUCUAACUUCACCCAGCUACUGCAGCCAGGUGAUGGAGUGAUGGCUGAUAAGGGUUUUCAGAUUGAAAAGAUUUUAGCAGAAGUUGGAGCCACCCUGAUCGUCCCCCCUUUCAAGAACUCUGCUCAGUUCAGCAAGGAAGAUGCAGAGAAGACACAAGCGAUAGCACAUCUAAGACUGCUGAUGGUAAGGGCAAUCAACAGAGUGAAAGAGUACCACAUCUGGGAUGGGAUUGUUCCACUUUCCCUCACAGGCUCUGUCAACCAACUUUGGACCAUCUGUUGCUUGAUGUCGAACUGCCAGGGUCCCCUCAACAUCAAGGAGGAUGAACCUGUUUGAACAUCUGUUGUAAUUAUAUAGGUGUAAUUAAUCAUUUUCAGGUUUUAGAAAUUCUCUCAUCAGAUUCAUGAAUUUUAAUCACCAUUGUGCCAAAACCUGUUUAAAUCUAACCUGUCACUUUUCUUACUCCAGCUAUUAUAGUUUCGUUCUAGUUCUUAUCGCUGUUACUGACCAGAUGUUUUUGAAUGCUGAGGUUAGUUAUGUUAGACGUUACAGGAUAUGCACUGAAUGCUACAUGAUUGAAACUUAAUGUAAAUAUUGUCCUUUCACUGAAUUA
Messenger RNA from Archocentrus centrarchus (flier cichlid), 2153 nucleotides. RefSeq lists its product as uncharacterized. The record is from RefSeq and is a predicted model, not a curated record. Bases 374 to 1876 code for a protein of 500 amino acids. The transcript has 4 exons. Lineage: Eukaryota; Metazoa; Chordata; Actinopteri; Cichliformes; Cichlidae.